Molecule: messenger RNA, 2373 nt
Organism: Rhipicephalus microplus (southern cattle tick)
Lineage: Eukaryota; Metazoa; Arthropoda; Arachnida; Ixodida; Ixodidae
Product: DC-STAMP domain-containing protein 2
Cellular component (GO): membrane
Source: RefSeq, a predicted model, not a curated record
AUGGCCACAACGCUGUGCUCGGUACUGUUGCGCAAGCUCUUCACGGGCCGAGUGAUGUUCUGGGUGCAGCAGCAACGCUACAUGUACAGCGUGCGACGUGCUCUGGAGCGCUACAAGAUGGAGCGGGCGAACUCGUGGAGGCGCCGGUGCGGCCUGCAGCCCGUGCACCCACCGCUCUACCGGCUGCAGCGUUUCAUAAGUCGAGUGCUGUGCGCUUCUUUCUGCGCCUGCUGCCACAGAGGACGCCUGGACAGAGCCGACUUUCAGGGUGGAGGAUGGUUACUCAAGUCCUUGCAACCGAGCACGUUUGAGAACCGAGUGCUCAAGAGUUUCCUGGGAUUCAGUGCCGGUGCGCUGCUGACUGUGCUCGUCAACGUGGUCCUUGUGCGAAUAUACCAAGCGACCAGUUUCCUUCUCUUCCUGGUCGUGUUCGCCUGCGGAACGUUUCUGAUGCUCGGUGCCGCCUUCUCGGACACCGUCCGAUGUCUUAUGCUGCUCACUUUGCCUCAGCUGUUCUCCAGGGAAGGCCGGUUGGCGCUGAUGGCGUACAUCUACUUUCUGGUGUUGACGGGCCCCGCGGAGAACUUCGCGGCCAACGUGGAGGUCCUGUCACGGGGUCUCAGCUGUGGCCAAGAGAAAGUGGCCAACGAGACGCGACGAAUGCUCGAGGUGGCCACCUCGCCUUUCAAGGCUGUGUAUGACCGCGUGAAGAAAGUCGUAAGGCUUCUUCUGGACUUUGGAGCUCUCAUGAAAAAGGCGUUCCUGUCAAUCAAGAACCUCUUCACCGAAAUAUUCGCUGCGAUUCGCCGAGCCAUCCAGUGGCUGCGCAACCUGGUGAACGUGUGCAACCGUCGCAUGGGCGAGCCUUACGAGAAAUGCCGCAAGCCGCUGGUGGAAGCGUACGCUGACUGCCUGGAAAUGAUGCCAGACCUUCUGGAGUGGAUCUGCUCGCCCGUCAAAGUGAUCGAGCAUGUCUGCUACGUAGCGAAAGUGAUCACCGUCCUCUGUGCGAUACCAGCUAUCAUUAUCGACUUCGUCAAGGUGCAAGUAAUCGACAGGAUUGAGGAAGCGACGCGCAGCUUUCUCGAGCGGGUGUACACAGCCUUCUACGUGAACGUGACGGUGACGCAUCAGUACAACUACAGCCUCGAGUUCAGCCGCACGUCCGCAGAGGUGCGAAGUCACGUGGCUGGAGAACUGAACUCGCGCGUCGCCCUCUUCGCGGCUCUCUUCAGGUUGCUAAGCAACGGGGUCCUAUUCGGAUUCAUAUACGUCGCUUACGGGAGCAGAAUGGAAGCCCCGACGACCGUACCGUUCGCCGUGGCCAAGCCGCUACAUGUUACCCCAACACGGCCAGUACACCGGCCCUACUCCAGGCCCUUUCCCGAGCCCAUACUCGGAAAACUAAGGGCAAUGCAGUACCGUUACCGAUACAUGCGGGAGGACGACUUCGACAAUUACUACAUCACCUGGAUGGUAGAAGCCAUCGACAAGCGCCGUGCACUCAAGGGUCUCGAGACCAUCUUGCCGCUGAAGACGUACGAGAGGCGCAGCUUUGUGACUCCUUUCUCGGCUCGCAUGACUCGCCACGAGUCGCAGGGUUUGUGGGAGCACCUCUGGACGUUCGCCAUCAGUGCCGCGCACACGAUCGUCGCUUUGCUUCUGGACUACACCCUCUAUCGGCUCGUCGCGUUUGUCAGAGCCCUCGGCAAGAUCAACGUGAGCGCUGGACUGCCUACGCAGAUGAAGCUGCAUGUUCAAGGCAGGGGUCCCUUGGCUGACAUGUACCGGCAAGUCGCUGACUCCUUGAGCCCGUCGAGCCUGCUUGAGUCUACGCUGCCAGCCACGAACGUACAGAACUGUUUGCUGAGGCCAUAUCCUCCGGACGUUGACAUGUAUCAGUGGAUAGGUGUGGUGUACUUGCUGGGAGUGGUCUUGAUUGUGGGCCAGACGUACGGGCUUCGACUGCGUCACGUGGUGGCGUCCGCCUUCUACCCAGACCGGGAGCGCGCCCGGGCUGCCUGGCUGCACGCACACCUGCUCUCCCUGCGCACGGGCUGGCUGACCGGGGCGCGCAGGGCGCUCCGCUUGCGCUGGGAGGGCGGCAGGGCGCCCGGCCUGGUUGACUUGUUUCUCGCGCGAUUUCCUGUAGUCCGCAGAGCGUUGAACCUCGUGGGCAUACGGAGAAAGAACUGCCUCUCUUGUGGAACUUCGGGCGCCAUGGACGAUGCGCAGGGAUUCCGCCAGUGUGCGACACCGACCUGCAAGGCUGUCUACUGCGUGGAAUGCUUCGACGAACUCGAGAACGUCUGCACGGUGUGCUUGAACCCGGCCGAAUACGGGGACCUGUUCGACGUCAGCGAAGAAAUGUGA